AUGGUAGGAAGAGAAGCGGGUGAGAGCAUCCUCGUGAGGCGGAGGCUCUGGAAAGCAGCCACGGCCAUAGUGGACGACAACGCCGGAUCGGUGCUAACCAGACCAGGGGACAAAUUCACUCCUGGGAGUGCACAGGAUGUCAGCUGCCCCCUUGGCUCCUUCCCCUGUGGGAACAUCACCAGGUGCUUGCCUCAGCUGCUUCACUGUAACGGUGUGGACGACUGCGGGAACCAAGCCGAUGAGGACAACUGUGGAGACAACAAUGGGUGGUCUCUACAACUCGACAAAUACUUUGCUAAUUACUACAAACUGACUUCCACGAAACCCUUCGAGGCAGAAACUUCUGAAUGCUUGGUUGGCUCUGUGCCCAUGCAUUGUUUGUGCCGAGAUCUAGAGCUUGACUGUGAUGAAGCCAAUUUACGAGCUGUCCCGUCAGUUUCUGCCAAUGUGACUGUAAUGUCCCUGCAGCGGAACUCCAUAAGAACACUCCCUCCCAACGGCUUCAGGAAGUACCACAAGCUCCAAAAGCUGUGCCUGCAAAACAAUGAGAUUCGCUUCGUGUCUGUCUCUGCUUUCAGAGGACUGCGCAGCCUCACUAAACUGUACCUCAGCCACAACAGAAUAAGCUUCCUGAAGCCAGGAGUCUUUGAAGAUCUCCGCAGACUGGAAUGGCUGAUAAUUGAAGACAAUCACCUCAGCCGAAUUUCCCCACUCACAUUUUACGGACUGAAUUCUCUCAUUCUCUUAGUGCUGAUGAAUAAUGCCCUCACCCGUUUGCCUGACAAACCCCUCUGUCAGCACAUGCCCAGGCUCCACUGGCUGGACUUUGAAGGCAACCAUAUUCAUAAUUUAAGAAAUUUGACUUUUAUUUCCUGCAAUAAUUUAACUGUUUUGGUAAUGAGGAAAAACAAAAUUAAUCACUUAAAUGAGCAUGCAUUUACACACCUCCAGAAACUAGAUGAAUUGGAUUUGGGAAGUAAUAGGAUUGAAAAUCUUCCACCAAACAUAUUUAAGGACCUGAAGGAGCUGUCGCAAUUGAAUAUUUCCUAUAAUCCAAUCCAGAAAAUUCAAGUAAAUCAAUUUGAUUAUCUUAGCAAACUCAAGUCUCUCAGCCUAGAAGGAAUUGAGAUUACGAAUAUCCAACAAAGGAUGUUUAGACCUCUCGUGAAUCUCUCUCACAUCUAUUUUAAGAAAUUUCAGUACUGUGGCUAUGCACCACAUGUGCGCAGCUGCAAGCCCAACACGGAUGGGAUUUCCUCCCUUGAGAACCUCUUGGCAAGCAUCAUUCAGAGAGUCUUUGUCUGGGUUGUGUCUGCAGUUACCUGCUUUGGAAACAUUUUUGUCAUUUGUAUGAGACCAUACAUCAGGUCUGAGAACAAGCUGCAUGCCAUGUCGAUCAUUUCUCUCUGCUGUGCUGACUGCCUAAUGGGAGUAUAUUUAUUUGUGAUCGGGGCCUUUGACCUCAAGUUUCGGGGAGAGUACAACAAACAUGCACAGCUGUGGAUGGAGAGCGCUCAUUGUCAGCUGAUGGGGUCUUUGGCCAUUCUGUCCACAGAAGUAUCCGUUUUACUUCUGACAUUUCUAACGUUGGAGAAAUACAUCUGCAUUGUGUAUCCUUUUCGGUGCUUAAGACCUCGAAAAGGCAGGACAAUCACUGUUCUGAUUUUCAUUUGGAUUAUUGGAUUUAUAGUGGCUUUUGCUCCACUCAGCAAUAAGGAAUUUUUUAAAGACUAUUAUGGCACCAAUGGAGUGUGCUUUCCUCUUCAUUCAGAAGAUUCGGGAAGUACUGGAGCCCAGAUUUAUUCCGUGGUGAUUUUUCUUGGCAUUAACCUGGUGGCCUUCAUCAUCAUUGUGUUCUCCUACGGAAGCAUGUUUUACAGUGUUCAUCAGAGCACCAUAACAGCAACUGAAAUACAGAAGCAGGUGAAGAGGGAGAUGGUCCUCGCCAAGCGCUUCUUCUUCAUCGUGUUUACUGAUGCAUUAUGCUGGAUUCCCAUUUUUAUUCUGAAAUUUCUUUCACUGCUUCAGGUGGAAAUACCAGAGACUAUUACCUCUUGGGUGGUGAUUUUUAUUCUACCUAUCAACAGUGCUCUGAACCCAAUUAUCUAUACCUUGACCACCAGACCGUUCAAGGAAAUGAUCCAUCAACUCUGGUACAACUACAGACAGAGAAGGUCUGUUGACAGAAAAGGGACUCAGAAGGCAUAUGCUCCGUCAUUCAUCUGGGUGGAAAUGUGGCCCUUGCAAGAGAUGCCCACUGAGUUCAUGAAGCCAGCAGUUUUCACAGACCCCUGUGAUCUGUCGCUGUUCUCUCAGUCAUCUAGACUCAACUCUUACUCAUAACUGGCUCUGUCUGGAAACCAGUUCUUCUCAGAGAAUACUGUGAAGUGCUUCUAGAGGGAUUUGCUGAUUUGAAGUAAAUACCACAAAAUGUAUAA
Molecule: messenger RNA, 2438 nt
Organism: Peromyscus eremicus (cactus mouse)
Lineage: Eukaryota; Metazoa; Chordata; Mammalia; Rodentia; Cricetidae
Gene: Rxfp1
Product: relaxin family peptide receptor 1
Exons: 18
Coding region: 1-2343 (780 amino acids)
Biological process (GO): G protein-coupled receptor signaling pathway
Cellular component (GO): membrane
Molecular function (GO): G protein-coupled receptor activity; protein binding
Source: RefSeq, a predicted model, not a curated record